GGUUGGGUACACGUGCAUCGAGAAGGAAACAAUGGAGAGAUUUGCCAGAGAGCUCAUUGCCAAUCAUCGGAGGAUUAUGCUGAGGCGCCGCCGUCUCCUACUCACCUUCAAAGCCGCUGGUAACCAGUUGUGGAGUCUGGUGUCCGAUAGCUCGACGUGGUGGUCGCGCUUGGUCCAGGACGUUAUCGCGUCCGCCUGGUGGCAGGAUGCGCGCGCUGAGCUGUUGAGGGAGUGCGCCGACAAGUGCGAGUUUCAACAUGUGACCACGGACGCGACAGUUCGGACCCUUCACCUAGUGAUUGGCCAGGCCGACUACCGAGCGUCCAGGGCUCAAGAAGCCGCCCAAGUUGUGCCCGAGGCUGAGGCCAGAAGGCGGCGACUGUCCAUCAGGGGAAUCACUGGGGCAGUGGCGUGCCUGGCCCCCGUGCGCGACGAGUCCAGUGAACACCUCGGCAUGAUUGUGCGCGAGCACCUCGCGGUCGAUAUCAAGAGCCAG
Molecule: messenger RNA, 496 nt
Organism: Prorocentrum cordatum
Lineage: Eukaryota; Dinophyceae; Prorocentrales; Prorocentraceae
Source: the annotation of a GenBank genome assembly